Molecule: messenger RNA, 949 nt
Organism: Oryza sativa Japonica Group (Japanese rice)
Lineage: Eukaryota; Viridiplantae; Streptophyta; Magnoliopsida; Poales; Poaceae
Source: RefSeq, a predicted model, not a curated record
CAACGGAACGGAGAUGGAUGGCGAGAGAGAUACUCCCCCACCUCCGCUUCGGCUUCUCCUCCCAAAUCCAUCACCAUCACCAGAGAAAGAGAGAGGCGAGGAAGAAGGAAGGCUAGGGCAAGAUGGCUCUCGGGGCUCUCCUCCGCCGCGCCCGCGCCCUUCCCCUCCUGCCCCAAGGCACCGCCGCGCGCUCCUUCUCCGCCCCCAACGUCGGCCACUUCUCCGCCUCCAACACCAAACACGCCAUUCAGCGAUGUCGGGAAGCACUGCUUGAAGAAUUGAUCUGGAAUGAGGUGUAUGCCAAGCACAAUGAAGCUAGAGUAAGGCGCCUUAUCAAUUCGCUUGUGAGGUCGCUCGGUGAUGUUCCAAAACAAAAGGGUUUCACUAAGACAUUUUCUCAAGAAUUUGGGAUGGUUGUGAAGGAACUAGAAAAGGAUAUGAAUAUGAGUUUUAAAUCAUUCAAAGUGCCACUACGAAGGCUCAUCCUCAGGACUUUGGACAAGUAUCAGCAGCAGGGAAGUGAUGCUUUACUGAAGAAUUCUCUGGAAUCCAAAGUGCACAGCAGCCACUGGGGAGAUGCACAUGCCAAUCCUAAUUUCUGGACUAGAGCAUUCGGACUAAGCCUCCUCCUCAGCUUCUUCAGCUUCGAAGUUGGACAACAAUAUGAGAUUCUCAAUGGAGAGGGAGAGCUUCCAAAGUGAUGAUGUCAAUUUAAUGCAUGCAUGUAGGGAUCAGACCAGUUGGUGUUUUGUAAUACUAAUCUAUACCUAGAGGCAUUGUCACCUUGGUGUCAAUGAUUUGCCCCCCUUUCAUAUGAACAAUUAGUUAAUGAUUUAACGUGUCUGACAACUUCCGACAACUAUGAAUAUCCCAUCUUUUGUUCUGUGGCUGAGCCGUGCUAUAUUAGGAUAACUGUUCGCAUUAUGAUAAUCCGCUCUAUAUUUGUUUG